ACUUCCCUUUUGGUUAGUUGUAAUGUUGGCCCUCUUGAGGAUAUAGCCUUUUUAGUACAAUUUAGUGUAAAAUACCUGGAGGUUGGUUUAAAACUUUUAAAAGGGCCAACACGAUAAAUAUACUAUUGUCUUUAUCUGUGGGAUAUAUUGAUAUGUCAAUAAUUGAAGUUUCUUUUCUGCUGUGAUAGUAGCAGAAAGUUAAAUUGCGCGUCGUUGUCGGCGAUCAACUCGCCAUUAUAGAAUUCUGAAAGAAAAGACAAGGAUGCGUUCUCGCCACGGUCGAGCAGACUGAGCGGCAUGUACGAAAGCACGUGCGGAGCGGCGGCCAGCGGGCAGUGCGGUGCGGCGCAGCACGACGGCGAUGGGACCGCCGCGGCGCCCGCCCGCCCCGAGCCUGCCGCGCGCGACUACAGCGGCUUCGACAUAGUAAAGGCCACACAGUAUGGUGCCUUCGAUCGCGUGCGCGAGCUUGUGGAGGCCGGCUGGGACGUGAACCAGCCGGAUCAUGAGACGGUGACUCUGCUUCACUGGGCGGCGAUCAACAACAGGCGCGAGAUCUGCCAGUAUCUGCUGGCGCGAGGCGCGCACGUAGAUGCUGUGGGCGGUGAGCUGCGCGCUACGCCGCUGCACUGGGCUGCGCGUCAGGGGCACCUGGAGGCGGCCGUGAUCCUAGUGCGAGCGGGGGCAGACCUGACUUGCCGCGACGCAGAAGGCUGCGCGCCGCUGCACUUGGCGGCGCAAUUUGGGCAUACGGCGGUGGCGGCAUACCUGGUGGCAGCAGGUGGCGCGGGCGCGGCGGACGCAGGGGACGCGGGCGGCAUGACACCGCUGAUGUGGGCGGCAUGGCGCGUGGCAGCUGUGGAUCCAGCGCGGCUACUGCUGUCCCUGGGCGCGUCGCCGCGCCCGGCCGACCAGGCGCAUGGCAACACUGCACUGCACUGGGCUAUUUUAGCCCGCAACUCUACUGCUGUGUCUACACUUGUACUUUAUGGUAACGCUCCAUUGGACGUGCCUAACUUGCGUGGAGCUACCCCACUGGCCAUGCUGCAGGCGGCCGCCGGCACAGGUCGGGACUCCUGGAUCGGCAGCAAGGUGCUCGAGAAGGUGCGAGAGCACGAGCUCAAGCACUCCAGGCCGCAUCUGCUGCGGAGGCUGCUCUAUGACAAGUUAAACAGAACACCAUGGAAUAUGAAGGUGAAGCUUAUAGAAUCUGUCAUCUACCGCUAUUUACGACUUCGGAAGGUAACAUCCAAGCUGCGUUGGUGGGUGGUGGUGUUGGCUCCGUUCGUGGCCUUCUACCUCUCAGGGCUUGUGCUGGAGUCCCGCGCGCGUUACGCGGUGAAGGCCCUGCUGCUUCUGGCCCUGUCUGCAGCGCUGCACGCGCUGGGUUCAGCGCUGCUUGAUGAUGACUUGAAGAAUAUCUUUCCGCUCAGCGUGUACUUGGCUACAAAGGCGUGGUUCUACAUAACCUGGGCGGUGUUCCUGCUGGGCGCGGCGGGCUGGCGCGCCACGCUGCUGUUCCUGCUGUGCUCCGCGGCGCUGUGGCACUUCUUCCUCAAGUCCUGGCGCUCCGACCCCGGCGUCAUCCGCGCCUCCACCCGCGACAAGUUCCGGACGAUAAUCGAGCUGUCAGAAGACAGUCCUGGCGGCGGCGGCGCCGGGUUCGACCCGGCGUCCUUCUGCUCAGCGUGCCUGGUGCGUCGCCCGCUGCGCUCUAAACACUGCUCGGUGUGCAACCGCUGCGUGGCGCGGUUCGACCACCACUGUCCCUGGGUUGGCAACUGUAUUGGGGCGAACAACCACCAGCACUUCAUCGGUUUCCUGCUAAGUCUGAUAGUGAUGUGCGGCUGGAUGUUGUGGGGCGGCGUGCAGUACUACCGCGCCGAGUGCCCCGCCGACGCCGCCGAGAGCGGCCUGGAGACGCUCCUGCGCUGGGCGCAGUGCAACGCCUGGCUCAUGUGGGUGCUGCUCCACGCCGCCUUCCACAUGUUCUGGGUCACCAUCCUCACCUGCUGCCAGAUGUACCUGGUCGUGUGCCUCGGUAUGACGACAAACGAGCAGCUGAACCGCGGCCGCUACCGCCACUUCGCCGCGCGCGGCGGUCGCUCGCCGUUCUCGCGCGGGCCGCUCCUCAACUGCGUGGACUUCUUCGAGCUGCGACUCUGCGGGCUGUGCACGCCGCGGCGCGCUGAUUGGUCGCGGGCCGGCGGCGCACAGGACGCGGACGCGGACGCGGACUCGGCGCCGAUGCUGCAGCACGUGGUGUGAGGCGCGGCGCGCGCUGCCGCCGGCGCCGCCGAGCCCGUGUAGCCGCUCUACCGCCCCGCCCCUGCGUUUCUAAGUUUUACGAGAGAUGUCAGACAGAUUUUAACGUGUAGUGUGACGGAUUUGUCAACGGAUGACUCGGUCUCUUGUUAUUCUAACUUGUCCUUCGGCGAUAGAUUAAAUCGGUGUACCACUAAUAUUGUCGCACUCGAACUUAGCCCCUGUGCUGUGACAGGAAUUUGCAUGUUUGGUUUAUUUAAAUAUGAGCAUUCCGACGGGUGACCCGAACGUCCGUGCCGAUGACGAGAAAUCGAAUCGUUUUGCUGGACUAUAAAACGGAAGCGACUCACGAGACAGUCACUACGGAAGACUACUUCGAUGAUUCUGGAAAUGCUCCGAAGCUUGGUUUUUACACGAAAUUUGUUUCAAAUGUAUCUUGUUGACCGAGAUGAUCACAAAUAUCUGAACAUUUACAGUUGCUAGAACGUGUGUUCAGAAAUUUCAUUCCCUAACUAAAACUGCAUCAGACAAUUCUUUUUGCUCUCUAAAAUAUUCUUAAACUAUAGACGAAAGUUCGAUGUGCCACUCGUUUAAAUUUUUAAAUCAAGCCAUGGAAAAAAUAUGCCUUCGAGAACUAAUCGUCAUAUGAUGGUAAAAUAUUCUAGUAUAUUAACAUUAUAUGCAAUAGGCAAAAAUCGGCCUAUUUAAAGCAUAAUAUCUGUUGCAAAUAUAUAUACGCUGUAACUUUGUAAAUAUUUUGUGUAGUGACUUUAUGAAUACGUGCCUAUCAGAUACGGAUAUCGUUUCUAAAUUGGUAAGUUAAAAAAAACGAAAUAUCAGUGGCGGCGCGUUAUAUCUUAUUUAUUUGGUGACUUAUCCAUAGUAGAGUUGAGUAGCUAGAAUAGCCAGUCUAGGGACGCCCCGCCACUGCGGAAUACGGUCACAAAAUAAUUAGCUAGAAAAAAAUCUGUAUCUACAAUCUGUAUUUGGCUAUGAAGUUAAAAUCUGUCAAAUACCUCCAGCUCUAUUUGGAAACACUUAGUAUUAACCCUCCUCUCUUACUGAUCCGAGUAAAACUUAUAAAUGUAGCGACGGCCGUAGUCAGGUCUCCGGGGCGCGCGUCGCCGUCAGCAGUGCGCCGGUCACGAUCCGUACUGGUCCCGAGAAACCGGUAUCGGUCCCGAGAAACCGGUACCGUUACCGAAAAAAACCGGUACAGGUCCCGAAAAAACUGGUACCGGUCCCGAGAAACAGGUACCGGUCCCGAAAAAACCGGUACCGGACCGCAAGCGCGCGAUUCGCGCUCGCACGCGUUCUUACAUCGAUCUCCGCAAAUGGACUAUAUUUUUUGUAGUACAACUUAGGUUAUACGUACACGUGUAUUGUGUAUUUCUAAACUAUUAAUAUAGUAAUGUUUACCAAAAAUGUUCGUCGCUUCUCGCGGUCGCUGACCUUGUAAUUUUUAUAAUUAUUGAACAAUAUGGAAUUAAUGUUUAAUAGGUUUAAUUAAAGUUAUUCCGAGCGAACAAAUUGUAAUUAUGUAGGUAUGUUGUUGUGUGCGUGAGGCUUGGGCGAGUGUGUGUGCCCGAUGGAAGGUAAAUAUUGAUACUUGUCCCGUUUUUGUGGUACAAUUUGUUUUAAAAUAAUAGUAUACCAAUAGUAUUGGAAUGACAGGUGUCAAAAUUGACGUAAAAAUUGCCAUUGGGAAUAGUUAUUAAGGGCGUUCUACACAUUCCUGAGUUAAGCUUCUUAAGGCCGGGGUUCAUAUUGGUACCUAAUCCUUGUUGAAAAUUGUAAACUGAAAGUACUGAAACCAUUUUUCUUCUUCAAUAUGUAUUUCUUUAAUACUCGUACACUGAUAGUUUAUUUUUAUAGGCAUUUAUGGCACGUGUGUUACAUUUUUAUGUCCAGUCACGAAUGUCACCAUCAGAGAUAUCGGACCGGCCAGGAUGUUCAAAAAUAUCUGAACACCAUAACAAUAAAGGCGUGUUCAGAUUUCUGUGAGCACUUUGACCGCUUCGAUAUCUCUGAUGGCGGUACAGACAACCAAUCUGAAUACUAGGCCACUGUAGAACCCUUUCACAGUAAAAGUCAAAGUGAUUGCUAUAGGAAAUAAAGCACGGUGUCAAUACGACAGGGUUCUAGAAUGGCCUAGGAUUAUAAUUGGUUGGCUGUACAGUCAACCAAUUGGAACCCUGGGGCACUGUAGAACUAUGUCAUAGUGACGUUAUAAAUCAGAUUGUAAGAAAUCUCUUACUGCUUAUCAUUUUGACAUGGUUGUAGAGUGGCCUAGGGUUCCAAUUGGUUGACUGUGCAAGCAAGACAUUGCGAACAUCAUCGUUGGUCGAUUACCCAAGCGUCGGAGGUUAAAAUCAGGAAGGUGUGACGCCCGUUGCACCUACUUUAAGAAACGAAGCUUCAAAACCGAAAUAAAUUACACAUAUGAAAGAAAAAGUGACCAAGUCCUCUGGUGCCUGAGGCUGGAAUCGAACCAGCGUACUUUCCAAUCGCGGGAAAUGCCUCUUAAUCCGCUCGGCCACC
Molecule: messenger RNA, 4806 nt
Organism: Leguminivora glycinivorella
Lineage: Eukaryota; Metazoa; Arthropoda; Insecta; Lepidoptera; Tortricidae
Gene: Hip14
Product: palmitoyltransferase Hip14
Exons: 8
Coding region: 298-2268 (656 amino acids)
Biological process (GO): protein palmitoylation
Cellular component (GO): Golgi membrane
Molecular function (GO): protein binding; palmitoyltransferase activity
Source: RefSeq, a predicted model, not a curated record